UGGCCGAGAAACACUCCCCCAUUAAGUCCCAGGAAGGUCGCCUGCCUCCCCCUCCUCCUCCCCUCCUCCUCCUCCUCUUGCUUUCCUUACAUGAGGCUCCUUCUCCUUCUUCUCCUUCUUCUUCUUUUUUAAUCCGGGUUUCCUGUAUACUUUUUUGUUUUGUUUUUAAAUAUAAAUAAACUAACCUCUAAGAAGAAAAGGGAGGACAGGGAGAGAUGCGGCUUCCUCCUUCCCAGGGAAUGUGUUUUCACAAAACAUUGGCUCUAAAAGGGUCCAGACAGGAGAAGUAAAUUCCAUCAACACACACCGAGUUGUUGGCUCAGCUUGAAAGUGCUUCCAUGAGUUAACACUGGGCCGAGAUCAGCCCUUCAUUCCCCACAGCCAAGCAAUCUGCAGAUGAACAAUGGGCCAGAAAAUCUCAGGGAGCAUAAAGUCUGUUGAUGUGCGUGAGCCCCCUUACAGGCCAGUCAAACGAGAACUAAGGGGACCAGAUUUCUGCAAGCCUGCACGACUGGAUAUGCUGCUGGAUAUGCCACCAGCCCAUUUGGAGGUCCAACACAAAAAUGCUUGGAACAAUGAAGAUCGAUCUUUAAAUAUAUUUGUGAAGGAAGAUGACAAACUAACAUUUCAUAGACAUCCAGUUGCCCAAAGCACAGAUUGCAUUCGGGGUAAAGUUGGCUAUACAAGGGGCCUGCACGUUUGGCAGAUUCACUGGCCCACCAGGCAACGAGGAACUCAUGCUGUGGUUGGAGUGGCAACAGCAGAAGCUCCUUUGCAUUCUGUAGGAUAUACGUCAUUGGUUGGUAGCAAUAGUGAGUCAUGGGGCUGGGACCUUGGCCGUAAUAAACUUUAUCACAACUGUAAAAACCAGCCUGGGGUGACAUAUCCUGUAUUUUUGGAACCAGAUGAGUCUUUUGUACUCCCAGACUCCUUACUGGUGGUUUUGGAUAUGGAUGAAGGGACGCUUAGCUUCAUUGUGGAUGGACAGUACCUUGGAGUGGCCUUCAGGGGACUAAAAGGGAAAAAACUCUAUCCGGUAGUCAGCGCAGUCUGGGGACACUGUGAAAUUACAAUGAGAUACAUCAAUGGACUUGAUCCGGAACCCCUUCCUUUAAUGGAUCUGUGCCGAAGAUCAAUUCGCUUCGCUUUGGGCAGAGAACGCCUGCAUGACAUAGAAACUCUACCUUUGCCUCAGUCUCUGAAAAAUUAUUUACAAUAUCAGUAAUAUGAUUCUAGCUCUUUAAAUGGUAGAAAUUGUUUACAUUGGAAUAUAAAUCUUCGUGGUGGAUUUUUUGGAGUGUUAUUUAAUUUUAAUUUUAAUUUUUACAUUUUUUUAAAUGAACCAUGGCAGAACAUUAUGGAGACUACUAAGGAAUGUGAAAGCCCUUUGAAUUGGUUUAUUCUAUCAGUGAAAUAAUUAUUGCCUACACUGUUAGCAGCCUUGUUGUGCAGAAUCCAAAGCUUCUCCUCGCGGGUCAGAUCCAAAGUUCAAGUGCAUGUUGGCCUUGAUCUGACACUGGUUAUGCACCAGAUGAAGAGAAAUCCCCAAAGCAGCUCUUAUGGAAGGGGGGGGGAACCUACCCAACAUCUUGUAGUACAGGUUCCUGGUUUGGUGAGUAAAAGAAGUAACCUCUUUUGUUGGGGGUUCUCAAACACCAGAAUCACAACUCCACAAGGAGAUAGAGUGGUAUAUCUGGGAAGUCAUUGCAAUUCCUGUACAUGUUAGCUAUGAACCAAAGUGCUUUACACAUUGGGGCUGUUCGUUCUUACUUGUGAAGGAAAAUGCUCCAGUGUGCACACAGGAUUCUCAUGUGCAUCAUAGAAAGGAAAGAGGCACCCUUGUGCCUAUGGAGCAUUGGAGCUGCAUUGGAACUGCUAGAUUGUGGCCUUUACUUUUAGGUGCUCAGGUUUGUUUGUUUUUCAGAAAUACAAUCUUCAUACUACACCACCUGCCAUUUUAAAAAUGUGUUAUGAAACAGCUGUGUCUUGAUUUUAAAAAGUAGUCAAUCUUCUUUUCCAAAGUAACUCAGCUCAAUCUGCCAACCAGUUAAACUGGGGCACUUUUUAAAACUGGUCCUCCCGCUCCCCUAUUACUUCAGCAGGAGGGCAUUUUUCUUAAAAUUGUGUUCUCAAGCUUAACUUGUUGCUGAUUACACUAUGUCUCUGUUCCAGUUCUAUGUUGUCAAGCCUUUUACCCUCAAAUAUCAUGCUAGAACAAAUUCUGUUAUAUUUCAUGAACUCCAAAUAUUGGAUUUUGUGGGAUAUGAUGACUCAUGUGAGCACUCCCAUGGUCCUUGAGCUUACAGAGGGAUUCUUCCAGUCAUGCAAGCUAUCCUUACCCACUGCCUAAACUGUAUACCACCCCCUCUCUCCUUGGUGAAUGUUCAGUAGACUUUUUGAUAUACUGGAUGUUCAUAUAUACUGACACACAGAACUUCUGCACCCAAGAAGGCAUUAAGGUUGAUGUAACAUGAUUGUCUAUGCAGUAUGUGUUUAGUAGCUCUCUGUGCCACUAUGGAGCUCUGCAUACAUGCACAUGUGGCAGUGGUGGCAGGUAGCUUCCAUGUCAGUGAAGCAGUGAAUCCUUGCUGAGUUUUUCAUUUUGGGAAUAUUGUUUCGGCCUUUGGGUAGAUCUUUUAAAUUUUGGAUUAAAAACUGGAGCAGAUUAUCUGCCUAACUGACAUGGAAGCAACCAGCCACUGGCACACAGAAAACUCAUUCUCACGCAUGUCUAAUGAAUUUUCAUCAGAAGAAGUGGAGGAAGUACUGUAUAUGGUUCAAGCACUUGGUAAGAGUAACCCAUAGAGUCCCCAUAUGUUCUUUGCUCAUGUGGGAGAGGUUCAUGUGUGCCCCAUACAACCCAAAAUCUGUAGAAUUUAUCAUAUUUUUAAGUAUUUGCUCUCUGGGGAGGAUGGCUUUUCUUCCUUUCUCUGUACUGUUACAGUGGGUAUCCAUUCAUCAAGAUCAACUUGUUUUUAAAGACACAGCUUUGUUUUUCCAUUUCUUUCUAUGUUCUCUGCCUGAUCAGUUACCUAGUUUUUAACUGGAAGUUGUUUUAAUGGCAGGAUGUCAAAAAUUUAGACUGAGCUGCCUUCAGCCUAUUUUAAUGUGAAUUUACCGAAGAAUGAAGAAGUUUCUAAUAAAGUCUACUG
Messenger RNA from Sceloporus undulatus (fence lizard), 3152 nucleotides. It is a transcript of the gene SPSB4, whose product is annotated as splA/ryanodine receptor domain and SOCS box containing 4. Lineage: Eukaryota; Metazoa; Chordata; Lepidosauria; Squamata; Phrynosomatidae. Gene Ontology annotation, cellular component: SCF ubiquitin ligase complex. Gene Ontology annotation, molecular function: protein binding. Bases 404 to 1225 code for a protein of 273 amino acids. The record is from RefSeq and is a predicted model, not a curated record. The transcript has 3 exons. Gene Ontology annotation, biological process: proteasome-mediated ubiquitin-dependent protein catabolic process; intracellular signal transduction.